UACAAAUAUGUGUGUGUGAAGUCUGCUUCGAUUAUAUCAAAGCGCGAGUGAGUGAAGAUAUCAUGAUGCCUCUCCUUUCUUCUCCUCCUCCUCCUCUUUCUCUCUCUAACUCUGCAACCUAAACUUCCAUCCAAUUCAACUAAACUUCUAGAGAGAGAAGAUCUCAAAAUUUGCUACUUUUUCAUCUAUUUACCUUUCCCAUUGAUCCUCUCAACACUAUAUCCACAAUUCCCCAACCAUAUCAUAUCUCUCUUCAUUUGAUCAACGAAAUCUUUUCGUGAAAUUCUGUGAGGCCACAAGCUCUAUCCACCGUCGAUUUCUGAUUAUCGUAUUGGACGAGUUGGUCAAGGGUUUGGACAGUUCGAUUGUCGAUUUAUUUAUUCAUUUUUUAGCGAGGAAAAUUGAGUCAAGCGUUGAAUUGGUAGCUAGGGUUUUUUAUUUUCUGUUUGGUCUUUGAAUUUGGGACUUCUUGAUGGAGCCUCGUGUCGGUAAUAAGUUUCGGCUUGGCCGGAAGAUCGGUAGCGGGUCGUUCGGAGAGAUCUAUCUUGGUACUAAUAUCCAGACAAACGAAGAGGUUGCUAUUAAACUUGAAAACAUCAAGACAAAGCAUCCCCAAUUGCUGUAUGAAUCAAAAUUGUAUAAAUUACUACAAGGAGGAACUGGAAUUCCAAAUCUGAGAUGGUUUGGGGUUGAAGGAGACUAUAAUGUUCUUGUGAUGGAUUUACUUGGACCUAGUCUUGAAGAUCUGUUUAACUUUUGUAGUAGGAAGCUGUCCUUGAAAACUGUUCUUAUGCUUGCAGAUCAGAUGAUCAAUCGGGUUGAGUUUGUGCAUUCCAAAUCAUUCCUGCAUCGAGAUAUUAAGCCAGAUAACUUCCUUAUGGGUUUAGGGAGGCGUGCAAAUCAGGUUUACAUCAUUGACUUUGGCCUGGCUAAGAAGUAUAGAGACUCCUCAACCCAUCAGCAUAUUCCUUAUAGAGAAAAUAAGAAUUUGACGGGUACUGCAAGAUAUGCAAGCAUGAAUACUCAUCUUGGAAUUGAACAAAGCCGGAGGGAUGAUUUAGAAUCACUUGGUUACGUUCUUAUGUAUUUCUUAAGAGGAAGUCUUCCUUGGCAGGGACUGAAAGCAGGAAACAAGAAGCAGAAGUAUGAAAAGAUCAGUGAAAAGAAAGUUUCAACCUCUAUUGAGGCCUUAUGUCGGGGUUACCCUACAGAAUUUGCAUCCUACUUCCAUUACUGCCGUUCAUUGCGGUUUGAUAAUAAACCAGAUUAUGCUUACCUGAAGAGAAUUUUCCGCGACCUUUUUAUUCGUGAAGGUUUUCAGUUUGAUUAUGUAUUUGAUUGGACGAUUUUGAAAUAUCAGCAAUCACAGCUUGCCAAUCCUCCAUCUCGUGCUCUUGAUACUGGUGCUGGAACAAGUUCUGGGUUGGCUCCUGCUACCAAUGUUGAGAGACAAUCAGGUGGUGAAGAUGGUAGGCCUGCUGGUUGGUCUUCAGCAAAUGCCACUCGUGGUAGAAACUCUGGACCACUUGUAAAUGCUGGAACUUCUAAACAGAAAAGUCCAGUUGCAAAUGAUUCAGCCAUGACCAAAGAUGGUGUGUUAUCUGGUUCUAAUAUGUUGCGGUCAAGUGGAUCUUCAAGGCGACCUGCUAUCUCGAGCAGUCGUGACCCUGUGAUUGUUGGCACUGAUUCUGAUCCCUCUCGCCUCCUUGCCACUGGUGCAAGCCCAGGCAUGUCGAACAAGGUUUCUAGCACAGCACAAAGAAGUUCACCGGUCAUAUCAUCAGAUCAUAAGCACAAUUCUAGUAGAAGCACCUCGAAGAUAAAGAACUUCGAAUCCACCCUCAAGGGAAUUGAGGGCCUGCAUUUUGACAAUGAUGAGAGGCUGCAUUAUUAGUUUUUGUCUCUCUCUGGCCCUCGUCCACUGUAAAAAUUAGAAUGGUAUAUUUUGCCAUGCACUUGGUGUGGAAUCUGUUGUGUGUACUCUUUUUUUCUUUUUCUUUUUUUCUUUUUCGAGGAAAGCUUCAACUACCUGAAAGUUGAGGUGGUACAAGUUGGAAGUUGUCAUCACACUAAAAACUACUACAUAAAUGGAAGAGAUCCCGGCAUUUCAAAGGUUCGAAAUCCAAACUAAAACUCACCUGGUGAAGCUUUGUCAAUGCGCGUCGAGCUGUUCUCUUUACAUUUUCUUUUUCCCGCUUUCUUUUACAACAUUUCCCAUCUUUCUUGGUUUUUAAACACUCGAUAAUUAGAUCCCAUUGUAUUGAGUUUCCUGGUUCAUUUUAAUUUCUAUAACACUGAAUAUGAAUAUUAUUAAAUUUAAGCAUCAGUGUUUGUUGCACCUA
Molecule: messenger RNA, 2342 nt
Organism: Cornus florida
Lineage: Eukaryota; Viridiplantae; Streptophyta; Magnoliopsida; Cornales; Cornaceae
Product: casein kinase 1-like protein 2
Exons: 14
Coding region: 473-1894 (473 amino acids)
Biological process (GO): signal transduction; peptidyl-serine phosphorylation; endocytosis
Cellular component (GO): cytoplasm; nucleus
Molecular function (GO): ATP binding; protein serine/threonine kinase activity
Source: RefSeq, a predicted model, not a curated record